CUGACUGGCCCGUACCGAACCACCCUAAACGGUGAGGUAGGCUCUUUUCUGUUUUCAGAAAGUUUAUUGAAAAACUUGCGCGUAUUUAGUGGUUGUUUAUUUCAGUGUACACAAGUUUAAUGCCUAAAUUGUAUUAAGGGCAGCGUAUAGCAGAAGGCUGUAUCGCUCAGUGUCAACAACAGCGAUGGUCAUGGAGGCGUCCCCAUCUCCGCAGAGCGUCGGCCGCGAAUUCGUCCGCCAGUACUACACGCUCCUGAACAAGGCGCCCGCCCAUCUCCAUAGAUUCUAUAACAAUUACUCGUCGUUCAUCCACGGCGGUCUCGACGCCCCCAACCGCGAGACGCUUCCCGUGGUCGGACAGAAGCAGAUCCACAAUCGCAUUCAGCAGCUCAACUUCCGCGACUGCCAUGCCAAGAUCAGUCAGGUGGACGCUCAAGCGACCCUCGGCAACGGCGUCGUGGUCCAAGUGACGGGCGAGCUGUCCAACGGCGGGGCUCCGAUGCGCCGCUUCACGCAGACCUUCGUACUGGCCGCGCAGUCUCCGAAGAAGUAUUACGUUCACAACGACAUCUUCCGUUAUCAGGACAUAGUGUUUUCGGACGAAGAAGGCGAAGGAUCUGGUCGCUCUGAAGGCGAAGAGGAGGAGAGCGCCGCCAACGCGGGGGCCUAUUUCCCUCCCCCGCCCAACGCGUUCCCGUCUGCGCCCUUCCCGCAGCCGCCGCACGCCCCCCUCGUGUCUCCCCCGCCGCCCGCGCCCGCCCCCCCGGCGCCGCAGCAGCCCGCGCACCACCUCAACGGACACCCGCAGCAGCACGACGACGUCUCCCGGCACCUCGUUGCCGCUCUACAAGCCACGACCGCGCCCAGCGAGCCGGAGCCCGAGCGGAGCGCCACGCCGCCCCCCGCCCCCGCGCCGCUCGACGCCGCGCCCGAGCCGGAGCCCGAGCGCGAACCCACUCCACCGCCACAACCAGCAACUGUCCCUCCGGAACCGAAGACCUACGCGAACCUCCUGAAGUCGGGGUCGAGUCAGGCUCAGCGCGCCAUGCCGGCGGUGGUGCCGAGCAGCGCGCCGCCCCGCGCCCCCCGGCCCGCGCCGCCCCCCGGCCUGCCCCCCGCCCCGGAGGCGGCGCGGCGCUACUCGGACGCGCAGCAGCUGUUCCUGGGCAACCUGCCGCCCGGCGCCAGCGAGGACGAGCUGCGAGCGCUAUUCGCACAGUUCGGUCCCGUCGCCGAGCUGCGCGUGCACGCCAAGAGCGCGCCGCCCGGCCAGCCGCGCCUGCCCAACUACGGCUUCAUCACGUACGAGAGCUCGCAGGCCGCCAGCGAGUGCCUGAGCGCGGCGCCGCUCUACUUCCCGCCGGACAGCGCCGACGCCGUCAAGCUCAACGUGGAGGAGAAGAAGGCGCGCGGCCGCGAGCCCCCGCCCCGCGCGCGCCGCCCGCCCUCCUCGGCCCGCGCCCCCCGCCCCGCCUACCGGCGCUAGGCCCCGCCAGCCCCCGCCACCCGCUGCGGACGCGCCCGGUGUACACUCCUGUAUGUUACUUAUAUAACUUGCCUCCCUCACUCACAUAAACUAUUAUACAUCUGCCGCAGUUCUAUUUUAGUUAAAAAUCAUUACGAAAAUUAAUUACAUUCCUCUCGGUUGAAAGUAAUGUUAAAAAUUGUAUCCCUGUUCACGGUGACGAAGUUCUAUGUAAUACUCGCCACCAGUAACACGGAUCGCAUUAAAUUCACAAAUUUAUUCAUUUGUAGUUUAAAAUUAUGAGAUAAAAAAGAUCUCAGAUUGACUAUUUUGACUGCAGACCAUAGUUAAUUGUUUAACUGUACGAGGACCGCUCGCCUCGCCGCGCUGAACUGUUGGACUGAACUGUUCAUUAAAGAUAGAUAAAGGAGUUCAGCUUUUGCAUUCCACACGAAAUGAAUUGUAAUCCAGUCACACAUACAGUUGGUGCCACAAUACAAUUUCCUUUCUGCAACAGAUGAAUUAGCUUUUCGUUAGUACGGCAAUCUGACAAUGGCAUUAGCGUAGUCAAUAUUAAAAGACUGCCGGCCGGGGAGCCACGCCGCAGUACGUACAGAAGACCAGGUCAUUUUCACAAAUUGUAAUGUCCGCAGCGGUACUUAAUUUCUAAUACAUUUUUAUUUUUACAUUAACAACGCUUCGCAAUUCGCUUAACAUGAAUAUUUCGUUUAAGUAGUUAGAUAGUAAAUUAAUUUCUUAUUUUAAUAAUUAAUUAAUAGUAACAGAAUUCCGGUGGUGUGACCAAUUUGCAAAAAAAAAAAAAAAACAUUAUAGAAGCCGAUUAAAUUUCUAAACGUUUCUACUGUGGGUACAACGAUUUACUGAUAUGAUUUAGUCGUUAACAAAACGUUUUGAAAAUGUACACAUUUAUGAUUUACGAAAUUUCGUGAACUGGUCACACCAACGACAAUUCGCACUUAUCAAUUUCUAAUUUCCAAGCCUAACAAGGACGGUUGGUUGUAAUUAAAAAGAAACAAAUAUAGUUUGUUCAUAUCACUCUAGUUUGAUUCGUAGUUGGGAUUUGUGAUAUCGUUUGUCUGGUAAAUCCUCGAGCACCGCGCAGUGCCCGGGGCGCUCCCUGGCGUCCGGGGCUCCGUGGCGAGUGCGACAUGAAGUUCGAGAAUAUUCUUCCAGUGUCCAAACGUGUCGUGGCCAAUGUUACCAAUUAAACCGUCGAUAAUAUAUAUAACAAAAAAAAUCUAUAUAUGUAUUCAAAACAACCCAUCGUUCUUAGCGAGAACAAUGUUGUAAAGGCUGUACGGUAGCUGAGAUGUCGACAUUCUUUGUAAUUUUUUUGUUGAAAUGAUAAAUUGUUUUCUCGCCCCGAACACAAAUACCCUCAAAAUACUUGUAACUUUUGUAUGUGCAUAUUUCGUCUAUAUGUUUGCGAUUCGAAUAAACUACAAGGGUCAAGAUUCAAGUCAGCAUGAGCACCGAGAUCGUACGUAGUUUGCAGUGCGUCCACAACUAACCAUUACUGCCGCAUCCCACCGCCGGCCCUAGUGUCGGGGGUGAGGUAGUGUUGUCCAGCCCUCUCGAUAUUCCAAACCUCAUGUCUGACUAUCGACGGUUCGCGUUUACCACCAAGCCAUGCAUAAUAAUGUGAUUUUAAAACAAAUAUUCGCUCUACCGCGGUUUUAAAUCUGAUGAUAAGUUCAUAUGUAUCUUUUAUGUAUUUAUUCGUUUGCCGUAAAUUGACUCUGGAUACGCAUCUCGAUACACGAAACAUUUUCAAAAAGGCAGUAAAUAUUAAAGCAGUAAUUUGUAUAAGAAGGUUAGAUGGGGACAUAUCAUCUGUGAGUUUGAUCAGGCGAGAAUUCUAAACGUGCAUAGUGCUGUCUCGCUCGCACUCACAGUAUGUGCGAGCGAGACGCACAGAGCUGUUCACAACUUGCCUUCGAAACUAU
Molecule: messenger RNA, 3432 nt
Organism: Bombyx mandarina (wild silkworm)
Lineage: Eukaryota; Metazoa; Arthropoda; Insecta; Lepidoptera; Bombycidae
Gene: rin
Product: ras GTPase-activating protein-binding protein 2
Cellular component (GO): ribonucleoprotein complex; cytosol
Molecular function (GO): mRNA binding
Source: RefSeq, a predicted model, not a curated record